GAGCACAUUCGUUAAUAUAUACAUGCACACUCAUUUGAAGACUUGCUGUUGCACAUCACUUCUCUGAUUUCUUCACGGCGAGCGGACUUUUCCGCCCCUUUCUUCCUUUCUUCCUUCUGACCGUGUCACAUCGUCUCCGCAAGUUCUCGGACUGCGUAGCACGACUGCUUUACUUGUCUUUACUAGCUAUUCCUAUAUAUAUCUGUGGAAGAGACCCAGCAUCACUGCCAAAGGCUAUUAACACCUCCUCCUCCCCCGCCCCUCUUCCUCUCUCGUUCUCUCUUCUGUGGAAAAAGAAAUCAACAACAGGCAACCAACAAACAAUCCAGCACCAGUCAAUUCGAUUUGUCGGUGGUGAUUUCAGGUCGUACGGAGAAUAGUCUCGCCUCCUAUCGCAUUCUCUUAUCGCCUACGUGCGAUCGUGCAACGCCGCAUUCGUUUGCGGGACAUGAAAGAAGCAAAGAAAAUAAUACCUUUUCGUGGGUAACCCGCUUUUGUUUUUGUUGUCUCCUUACCUUUUUUUUCUUUGUUUUUUUUUCUUUGUUUUUUUUUCUUUGUUUAUUGUCUCACGUGACAAGCAAGCGUCUCCGUAACCCCUGCCAGCGCAUUUCUCUUCUUCCUUUUCUUUUCCUUGUCAACAAAACUUGAAGAAAAAACCCCUUCUGCAUCUCUCAUUUACUGCGUCUCCCACGCUUAUUACCCGCCUUCGGCAACAAUACGUAAACGACCUUUCUCAGUCGAGGUCAUUCUAUUUUAUAUUAUCUUUUUGCGUGUUGAAGUUCUCGUACGUUGUGUCGGUGGCUGCUGAGUUUUUUUUUCCCCCCUUUUUUGUUUUCGAGUUUCACGGGACGCAGGAGGUGAACAGCGCGCAAGGCAACCAUCUGGACCCGAAAACAUCUUCUCAAGUGGCGCUUAUUUACUGUUUUUACAUUUCAGUGUUUUGCUCUUCACAUCAAAAUAAAACCCACAGCAAAGCGCCUAUUCUUUUUUUUUUCUCUAGUACGGCACAAGCAAAAAACCACCACAGCGGAAAACACUCGGAGCCUAUCGCUACCCGCACGCACUCAACUCAGGCCGGCGAGCUACAGCAAGUGGCAACAACUCACAGCGGCAACAACAGCUCACCUUCAUGCCGACGUCUCUCUCUUCGGCCGGUGCGGUGCUGCCGAGCAGCACGCCGCAUCUGUACGACCUCGCCGCCCCUCCGAAGGCGGAAGAAACAAUCGCAAGCGAACCGGCAGGCAGCACGCGCGAAGCGGAAGAAGUCAAGCCGAACAUGCACGCGGUCGAUGCGUCGCCGCUGCCGCAGUGGACACACGCCGUCUCGCCCCCGUCGCCGCUGCUGGACAGGAGUCGGGAAUGCAGCAUGUUGCACGGGAGCUCCCUUCUGCGGACGCUGCCGACCACCCCAGCGGAGACGCCCACCUCGGGGGAGGAGCCUGUCCGGCCCUCGCCGAGCGACUCACGCCAUCGCAGCCGGGAGGGCGGUGCGCACACCUUCGCGAAGGCGGCAUCGAAGAAGGCAGAGCUGCGCGAUCCAUGGGUGGAUGACGUGGACAACCUCGAUGACCUGGAAAACCUGAAUCGACGGGACAACUUUGAUAACGUUGCGGACUCGCAGGAAAACGUUGACGAGUAUCCUGAAGACGGCGCUGCACCCCUUGCCCGUGUCACGCUGCGCGGCUUCUUCAGUAAACACAACCUACAGGUCGCCGCCGUUCCUUUCGUCUGCGGGAUUAUUAACGGCUACACCAUCGGCUACGUCGCUCCUUACACGCAGCUUUAUAAGAUGAGCACGAACUGCGCCCUCUACACGGCCCAGAAGGGGUGCGAGUCGGUGCCGUUCGCGGACUGCAUGUGGCGCACCGCAACGGUGACGCGGGACGACGGCACGACGCAGUCGCUGAACUACUGCGGAUGGCCGGCGAUCACGUGCCGCGCGACGUACCCGAACGAUGGGUGGAUGGGCGGUGGUGGCAACACGACGCUGGCGGAGAUGCGGUGCCUGCAGGACAGCCGGUGCACGUGGUCGUACAGCGCGAAGGAGUGCCAGAACCUGUCGGGGUACUCGGCGUCCGACACGGGUGUCUUCGCCGGCAGCAUCAUUGCGGGCAGCAUGUUCGGCGCGAUCCUGGGCGGUCCGCUGGUGACGAGCAUGGGCACUCGGCUGACGUUCAUCAUCAGCGGCCUUUUGUCGGUGGCGUGCUCCGUGAUGGGCCACGUCGAUGCCGCGACGGACGAGUUCUGGGUGCUCGUGGUGGAGCGCUUCGUGAUUGGCAUCUUCAUGGGCCUCAUCACGGUGGCCUGCCCCCUCUACGUGAACACGAACGCGGCACCGCUCUACCGCCGAAAGCUGGGCACGCUCUUUCAGGUCUUUACCACGUUAGGCGUCUUUCUUGCCGGGACGAUCGGGCUGGGCGUGGGGCAGACGGUGGACUACGACGCCGACCGCAGCGCGGACAUCGCAGGGCGGAUGCAGGGCCUGGCGAGUGGUCAGACGGCCGUGUCGCUCGCGAUGGUCUGCCUCGGCUUCUUCAGCGCAGAGAGUAAGGUGAAGUACGGCAAGAAAGCCGGAGGGAUGAAUCAGAACGAGUACAGCUAUCGGGAAAUGAUGGGGCCGCUCAUCAUGUCCGUUGUGCUGAACUGCACGAUGCGGCUGACCGGCUUCAACGCGAUUCUCAACUUUGCACCGAGUAUCAUGGGCGGCCUCGGCCUGGCGCCGCUGGUGGGCAACACGAUCAUGACCGUCUUCAACUUCACCGGCACCCUCGUCGCGAUCCCGCUCGACUCCUUCUUCUCCAUUCGAUCUAUUUUCCUGUUCGGCUCGUGCUUUAUUUCGUGUAUGUGCCUCUUCCUGUGUGGCCUUCCCGUGUACCCCGGCGUGGCCUCCGCCUCCGUGACGAACGGGUGUGCCAUCACGGGAAUUAGCGUGUUUAUCUUCGGGUUUGAGGUCUUUGUGGGCCCCAGCUUCUACGUGCUGUGCCAGGAGAUCUUUCCGCCGUCGUUCCGUCCCCGCGGCAACUCCUUCGCGCAGCUGUGGCAGUUCAUUAUCAACCUCGUUAUCAACGUGUGCUACCCGAUUGCAGCGGAGCGCUUCUCUGGUGGCCCGGAGGGCGAUCAGCACAAGGGGCAGGCGAUCCUCUUUAUCUUCUUCGGUGCGGUCGGGCUUAUUUGCUUCGUCAUCGAGCUCUUGUUUUUAAGGCUCUGGGAGGAGGAGACAAGGGAGAGGGAGUACCCUGCGGAGGCAGCUACUUUUGAGAAGGAAAUGUACGACCUCCAGGGCACCGCCUUCGGCAGCACCGCGGCGGCUUCAGCGCCAUUGCGAGGCGCGCGGGAAGGCGGCAACAUCGUUUCACCGGUGGAGGGUGAGGCGGAGGAGGAGGUACGAGAGAGGUAG
Messenger RNA from Leptomonas pyrrhocoris, 3397 nucleotides. RefSeq names its product glucose transporter lmgt1. The transcript has a single exon. Gene Ontology annotation, biological process: monosaccharide transmembrane transport. Gene Ontology annotation, molecular function: hexose transmembrane transporter activity. The record is from RefSeq and is a predicted model, not a curated record. The coding region runs from base 1130 to 3397 and encodes 755 amino acids. NCBI's taxonomy places the organism in Eukaryota, Euglenozoa, Kinetoplastea, Trypanosomatida, Trypanosomatidae. Gene Ontology annotation, cellular component: membrane.